Molecule: messenger RNA, 3106 nt
Organism: Syzygium oleosum
Lineage: Eukaryota; Viridiplantae; Streptophyta; Magnoliopsida; Myrtales; Myrtaceae
Product: L-type lectin-domain containing receptor kinase IX.1-like
Exons: 1
Coding region: 940-2973 (677 amino acids)
Biological process (GO): protein phosphorylation
Cellular component (GO): plasma membrane
Molecular function (GO): protein kinase activity; ATP binding; carbohydrate binding
Source: RefSeq, a predicted model, not a curated record
CAUAAAAAUAUCAUUCAUACGCUAUCUUGAUAUAGGCAUUCCGCUUUGAAGCGUUUGGCAGAUUUGUCAUACAGAAUUCAACGGACCCGGAAGGAUUCUUCAUUCCUUUCAUUGACUUGUUCCUUGAUCUCUCAUCCUCCGGGUAGUAUACUCCUAAUAUAUCUCAUGCUUUCUAUUAUUACAGUGGAUGCUCCUCAAUCUUUGGUUUGUCGGGUCAAUUGUAUUUUAAAUCUCAUUGAGAUGAUGACAGUUUAAAUUAAAAUGGAGACUCCUUCCCAUAUUGCUACAUUUGUUUCAAUACAGUAAGAAGUCAAUCUCAAGUACCAACUACUUGAUUUUCCUCAUUUAGAAUAUUUACUCACAGCUUAUCGCUUGAUUUCUUUUUGUUUGGGUACCUCGCCAUCAUCUGACGUCCAAUGUUACUAGUAUUCUAUUGAGAAUUAGACCAGUUUAUAUUUCUUCUAAUAAGUCCUUCAUUCUAUCAAUAGUAAAACUUUCCUCCAGUUUAGCAUUGGUCUUAUAUAUUUUUUCUCCUUGUUGACCAAGUAAUUUCAAGAUGAUUGCUUGGCCGGCGGGAGCAUCCUCCAUUGAGUCGGUCGAUAAACCAGAAUAAUGUGUCAACGACUCGAAUUUACCGAAAGAAAGCCUCUCUAUGGCUUCUAGUUAGCCGUCUUGUGUGAUGUGGUUUCCAAACUAUAGACUAAUCUCACUGAACUUGAAAUGUUCUUUUAGGUUUUGAUUUGCUGUUUCAUUCAAACGGGUCCAAGAUGACUUAGCCCCUUCUGACUUGCUUAAAUUUGCAACCAUCAGCCACUGAAUCUAAAGGAACUAAAGGCAUAGUGUCCCUGAGAGGCUGAAGAGAUCACCUCUGGCAACUUUAGAAAACCUUGCCUAUUGUCAGAGGCUGAGCUUCACAGCAUAUCAAUCUUUCGUCGCAACAUGGGAAAGCUUCCACAGCCGACGGUGUUCAUCUUCUUGUCCCUAAUCAUCCUGGCCAAAGCUUCAGCAUCAUCCGAUUGCAUUUCCUUCAACUUCACAAAUUUUGACCCCAAUGAUGAUCGUGUGCAUGUGGAAGCAGAUGCGACUAAGGUGAAUGACACCAUCCAGCUCUCUAGGAACCUGGUCGAUGUGAACCUUAACCACAGCCAAGGCCGUGCAACAUAUUAUCAACCAAUGCACCUUUGGGAUAAGGACUCGGGGAACAUGGCGGAUUUCACGAGUCAGUUUACUUUCAUCAUCCAUUCCCGAGGUAACGCAUCGUAUGCCGAUGGAUUAACUUUCUUUCUCGCUCCCAAUGGAUCUCAGAUGCCAGUCAGAUCAGGCGGAGGGUAUUUAGCCCUUGUAAAUGGCACUAGAUAUGACCCGUCCAUUGUGUUCGUUUCAGUGGAGUUUGACACGCACUACGACCAUAUCUCGAAUCCAUGGGAUCCUCCAUGUGAACAUAUUGGUAUCGAUAAAAACACUGUCAACUCUUCUAUUUAUGUCUGUGUCGACUGGUGGAAGAACAAUAUUGUCAAUGGUCGACCCCUUCAUGCUCAAAUUAAGUUCGACUCAAGCACGCAGAAUUUGAGCGUCCUCUUGAUGGAUGCUAGUAAUUCGAGUUCAAGUCCUAAUUCUUCCCGUCUUUCGUACCAAGUUUAUUUGAACCAAACUUUGCCAGAAUGGGUGACUUUCGGUUUUACUGCUAGCAGUGGAAACUUGCAAGAGAUGCAUAAUAUUAAGUCAUGGCAGUUUUUUUCUAGUCUACAACUUAAAAGAAAGUCUAGGACAUGGCUAUGGGUAGUCCUAGGAAUGAGUGGCUUGUUGUCCCUCACAGCUUUUGUGGGUUUUGCUUGGUUUCUUUGCAUGUCAAAAAAGAGUGCAGAGGUAGAUAAUGAUAUGUUCCCAGCCAUUGAUGAAGAUUUCGACAAGCUAACAGGACCGAAGAAAUUUUCCUACAAGCAGUUGAUGCUGGCGACGAACAAUUUCACAAACGAGCGGUUACUUGGGGAAGGGGGGUUUGGACGAGUUUAUGAGGGUUAUCUUAGUGAUUUGAAGCUGAGUGUUGCCGUCAAGAAGAUAAUUCCCCAAUCUAAACAAGGAAUCAAGGAAUACGCGACUGAAGUGAAAACCAGUAGCCGACUUAGGCACAAAAACUUGGUGCAGCUCAUUGGUUGGUGCCACGAGAAGAAAGAACUCCUCCUGAUUUACGAGUACAUGAUGAAUGGUAGUUUGGAUUCGCAUCUGUUCAAAGAGAGAAGCUUGUUGACAUGGGAGGCAAGGUAUAAGAUCGCUCAAGACUUGGCCUCGGGGUUGUUGUACCUCCACGAAGAAUGGGAAAAAUGCGUGGUGCACAGGGAUAUAAAAUGCAGCAACAUCAUGCUAGAUUCGGAGUUUAAUGCUAAGUUGGGGGACUUUGGCUUGGCAAGACUAGUCGAUCGUGCUAAGGGGUCACGAACGACUAUAUUGGCUGGUACUAUUGGCUACAUCGACCCUGAAUUUGUUUACUCGGGCAAGGCAAAUAAGGCAUCGGAUGUCUAUAGCUUUGGGGUGGUCCUCUUGGAGAUAGUGUGCGGAAGACAGAUUGUUGAGCCGAGAGCGCUAGAAGACCAAGUCCACCUUGUGGAAUGGGUUCGGGAUCUGUAUGGAACAGAGCAGUUGCUGGAUGUGGUAGACUCGAGACUAGGCGGGAAUUUCGAUGAGAAAGAAGCGGAGUGCUUGAUCAGUGUGGGGCUUUGGUGUACUUCGCUAGACUACACUUGCCGACCAUCCAUGAGAGAAGUAUUGAGCAUUUUAGACUUCAAAGUCUCGUUGCCAAUCUUCCCAUUGAAGUUGCCAGGUUCAACAUAUCUUACACGAACACAAACCAGGAUGUUUUUGGUCGCUAACGCAUACGGGAUCACAUCUAGCAGCGAAGUAAGUGGUUACCGUACUGAAGGAUCGACCUCUGUAGCUUCUCAGAAAACUCCCUCUUCAGCUUCUGAUGUGGUUUGAAGUAAGUGAUUUUGUACAUGAACACCAAACUUGUACUCCGAAUGUUCCAAUACUGAUAAUUCUUGUUGUUUUUUUACUACUAAACCGUCAUGUUUGAACCCAACUUCUGAAGUGAAUUGAAGUACUUCUACCA